AUGGAAGAUUUAGGGAAUAAAUAUCUAAAUCAGCAGAAAAACAUGAUGGAAACCCAACAGCAACAGAGUGCACCGCAGCAGAUGGAACUGCAAAACCUCAAAAACAAGAUUGCCGAUGAAAGUAAAAAGAUUGAAAAAGAUUCUUUCAAACCAAUGAGAGAUUCGUUGAAUAAAAUGGAGAAAAUGAGGGAUCAGCAAGCUAAAAAGAUAGUUUCGCAGCUAUCAAACGAUUCCAAGGCUGUUUACAAAGAUUUGAGUUCGAAAAUCACUCAAACAAUCCAGAAUUCCGAAGUUGGAAGGGCAGAGAUGGCAAUUAAUCAGAAGAUAAGCAAUUUCGAGAAGAACUCUGAGCAAUUGGACCAAAAUCCGAAAGAAAAAACUCCAAUUCAGAAAAAUGACGAAAUAAUUAACUUCCAAAACCAAAUAAUAGCCGACCAACAGGCAAUGAAUCAGAAUGUUGUUGCAAAAGCCCUCAUUAAAAUGAAGCCAAAGCAAAAGAAACCUUCUAAACAAAAAGAAAACGAAAAUGAGGAAGAAGAUGUCCAGAAAUCAAUGCUCCAACAGAUGAUUAAAUACCAGAAGUCCCAGGAGAGCCAUUCUAACGACAGCCAGCAAACAAACAGUCCAAAUGACCAAAAUCAAGAAAUUUCUGAAGAAAAUCUCGUUGAAAGUGACUCGGAUGGAGAUCCAAUUCUCCUCUCAACCAAAGAUGAUGAUUCUCCUCAGCUAAUUGAUUCAAAUUCGACUGAUACAACUAAAUACAAAGAAGAGGAAGAAAUAAAAGAUUUAGAUUCACUUCCAAUACUUUUAGAUGAUAUUCCUACGUUGCCUAAAGACAAUGAAAAGAUUAAUAAGUCAUCUGAUGAUGACAACCAGUGA
Trichomonas vaginalis G3 is the source of this 879-nucleotide messenger RNA. RefSeq lists its product as uncharacterized. NCBI's taxonomy places the organism in Eukaryota, Parabasalia, Trichomonadida, Trichomonadidae. The coding region runs from base 1 to 879 and encodes 292 amino acids. The record is from RefSeq and is a predicted model, not a curated record. The transcript has a single exon.